Dibothriocephalus latus is the source of this 576-nucleotide messenger RNA. Lineage: Eukaryota; Metazoa; Platyhelminthes; Cestoda; Diphyllobothriidea; Diphyllobothriidae. The record is from the annotation of a GenBank genome assembly.
AUGAAACCGCGUUACAAUUACGCUCUCAUUCUCACACCCACACGCGAGCUCGCGCUACAGAUUAAAAAACACUUUAUGGAUCUGGGCGACAAGUUUGGACUUCAUGUCCUCUGUCUGGUUGGUGGCCAGUAUGUUGAGGACCAGUUUCGCGCUCUUCGCUCGAUUAAGCAUCACAUCAUCAUCGGAACACCAGGCAGGAUAUGUUACCAUUUGGAGAAUUCGAAGGAACUCAUCCUUGGCAAGAUCCGUUACUUGGUCCUGGACGAGGCUGAUCAGAUGCUUGGAGGCAACUUUGAUACACAGCUUGAAUUAAUUCUAUCGAAGCUGCCAACGAAGCGGAAGACCUAUAUGUAUUCGGCCACCAUGACGAGCAGCUUGGAUAAGAUUCAGACCGCUUGUCUUCGAAUGCCUGUGCGACUGGAGACAAGCACCAAGUACACGACAGUUGACAAGUUGGAUCAUGCUUUCGUUUUCUUGCCCGAGCAAAAGCGAGAUGCCUAUGUCGCUAAGUUGUUAACUGAUCUUGAAGACAAUGUGAGUUCCGUAGUAUAUGAUGUGCUCGUUAGUAUUUUUUGA